This is a messenger RNA of Leishmania braziliensis MHOM/BR/75/M2904, 1053 nucleotides long. RefSeq lists its product as hypothetical. The record is from RefSeq and is a predicted model, not a curated record. The coding region runs from base 1 to 1053 and encodes 350 amino acids. The transcript has a single exon. Gene Ontology annotation, biological process: double-strand break repair via break-induced replication; DNA replication. NCBI's taxonomy places the organism in Eukaryota, Euglenozoa, Kinetoplastea, Trypanosomatida, Trypanosomatidae. Gene Ontology annotation, cellular component: GINS complex; nucleus.
AUGUCUUCAUCAACGUGGGAUGGGGCUGGCGGCGGCGGCGGCGGAAGUAGCAGCAGCGGUGGUGUCAGCCUCGCAGUCGGCUCCCUCGCAGAUGAGUGGGCCUUCAACAACUACCACAUGUCUUCCUUCAUGGCGAUGGAGGUGUCGGCGACGAUUGUGCCUCGUUUUUCGAUGGACCGUGUUGACUGCCUUGGCGGCAGCUACGGGCCCUUUGCACCAAACUACCCCAUCAGCGUACCGCUCUGGCUUGCCCUGUACCUACGACAGACCGACACGUGCACAAUCCAACCCCCAGACUACCUCCGCGUGGAGUAUUUGCGCGACGUCAUUGAGCGAGAGCGCACCAACGAUCAGGGAUUUGAGAGCCUGCCCUUUUACUUCUACGAAGUUGCUAAGAAGCUGACGGAACGAGGUGGUGGCGGCGGGACCGGGGGCGGAGGCAAUAGCGGUGGCGGCGGCUCCGACGACGGUGACACAAUUCCUCACGCAGUGGAAGUUGUUCGCCUUGUCAAUGAAAUACAUGCAAUGCGGCAGCAGAAGCUCAAGAAUCUCAUGACAGUCUUUGAGGCGGAAGGGUCACCGAUGUUCAUUCCAGGCGUCUUGCUGACAAACAUCGUUUGCCAUGAGCUGCACUUUCUGCGAAGCAGCUUUGGGAUUGUGCUGCAGCAGGCCGCGUCGAUGGAACGGCACCGGCAGCAGUUGAUCCGAUUGCCACCCGUUUCGGCCACCACUGUGGGUCGCCUGCCCUCUACCGUGGGUGGGACGGUACCGACGAGUGGAGUGAGCACGACACGCACGACCACGACGCUGACCUCGACAGACACGCCAGACCGAUUCACCUCAGCGAUGGACCUUUCCUCUAAAAUGGGCGCCGACAGCUUCAUACGCGACGAAGUCACAAACUCGCAAGGAUCGGCCCUGACAACCGCAACAUCGGUGACAACAGGGAUGGCCGUGACAUCGGGUGGUGGCACUCAGCCCAAUGCGACGUCGGAGAUGACACCACUGGCGCAGCCCGCGGUGAAGAAGCGCCGUACCUUACGGCAGACGUAA